AUGCUGAAGGACCUCAUCGCAACGGACACGGUGGCACCGGAAAAGUGUGCCGGAUGUGGCGCUCCCAUCAGAGACCGAUACUACCUCCUUGUGGCGGACCGAGCCUGGCACAACCAGUGCCUGCGGUGCUGCAAAUGUCUGCACAACCUCGAAGCGGAACUGAGCUGUUACGCGCGCGACGGAAACAUCUACUGCAAGGACGAUUACUACAGGCACUUCUCCGUCCGGCGGUGCGCCCGAUGCGGAACCGGCAUCAGCGCGUCCGAUCUCGUGAUGCGAGCGAAGGACCUCAUCUUCCACGUGAACUGCUUCUCCUGCCUCAUCUGUGGCCAGCUUCUACGCGGUGGCGACACCGCCGGCAUCCGAGAUGGGCGCGUUUUCUGCGGUGACCACUACGAAUCCGAGGUGUUGAGUGAACCCGAAACCAUUUCACCGCAGUUUUUCCCCGUAACAUCGGCGGGUGGACUCGCCCCGGGCCAACCCACCUCCCAGAAGGGACGCCCUCGGAAGCGCAAACUGGCCACUCCCCAGCCAGUACCGGGUCCUCCUGGCCUGCUUGACCCCAGCGUUCAGCAUCCUGCCUGUGCCGGUCAAACCCAGCCAUCGCAGCUACAACCGCAACAACAGCAGCAGCAGACAACGCCACCGCAACCGCUCGAGGCGCUCGAUACGCCCCUGCGUCUAGACCUACUGCACAAGGAGCUGAGCGUUAACAGUUUGGAUCUGUGCACGUACGACGGCAGCCAAUCGCCCGGGUCCGGUGGUGCUCUCACACCAAACUGCCGCACGAAGCGCAUGAGGACCUCGUUCAAGCACCACCAGCUGCGCACGAUGAAGUCGUACUUCGCCAUCAAUCAGAACCCGGACGCGAAGGACCUCAAGCAGCUGGCCCAGAAGACCGGCCUGUCGAAGCGCGUGCUGCAGGUUUGGUUUCAGAACGCACGCGCCAAGUGGCGCCGGAACGUGAUGCGGCAGGACGUUGGCAUGGGAAAUCCGGGCCAAACGAUGGGCGGCCUACCAUCGAUCGGGGCCAUCGCGCUCCACCACCACAGUGCCAACGGUCCGACCGGUCCAAACGACCCCGGUAGCCUCGGUGACCUCUCGUCAACGCAGGUCCUCGAGGAGAUGCACAACAUGACGUUCGCCGAGCUGUACUGA
Messenger RNA from Anopheles nili, 1158 nucleotides. Its product is annotated as LIM/homeobox protein Lhx9-like. Lineage: Eukaryota; Metazoa; Arthropoda; Insecta; Diptera; Culicidae. The transcript is spliced from 6 exons. The record is from RefSeq and is a predicted model, not a curated record. Gene Ontology annotation, cellular component: nucleus. Gene Ontology annotation, biological process: regulation of transcription by RNA polymerase II; neuron differentiation. Bases 1 to 1158 code for a protein of 385 amino acids. Gene Ontology annotation, molecular function: DNA-binding transcription factor activity, RNA polymerase II-specific; RNA polymerase II transcription regulatory region sequence-specific DNA binding.